This is a messenger RNA of Ctenopharyngodon idella (grass carp), 5224 nucleotides long. It is a transcript of the gene nrn1la, whose product is annotated as neuritin 1-like a. Gene Ontology annotation, biological process: nervous system development; neuron projection extension. The coding region runs from base 132 to 674 and encodes 180 amino acids. Lineage: Eukaryota; Metazoa; Chordata; Actinopteri; Cypriniformes; Xenocyprididae. The record is from RefSeq and is a predicted model, not a curated record. The transcript is spliced from 3 exons. Gene Ontology annotation, cellular component: plasma membrane.
UGUGCUUGAAACAAACCUCCGUUGAGCAGCCGUGUUCCCGCAGCCUCCUCCCCUUUACUACAAGAUACGCGCGCUAGUGAAUCAUUCAUCACUCCAGCGCAAUGCGAGCUGAUGCCCAGAGUUUCUAUUAAAUGAACACACAUCUGACUGAACUACCUUCAGUUUCUGUGCGCUGGGAUCUGUUCAGGAUGACACCUCUCCUCUGCAACGCCUGUCUCAUCUUGCCUGUUGCUUUACAUCUGCUGCUUGUUCCCAGUCCAUGUUCUGCUGCAGCCACAAAGAAGUGCAGCUCCAUCUAUAAAGGGUUUGCCCAGUGUCUGCUUGCCCUGGGUGACAGUCUCUCUGUCAGUACCCAAAAAGACGAGGAUACACAGGAGAUCGACUCUAUUUGCAAAUCCUGGGAUGAUUUUCAUGACUGUGCAAAUGUGGCCAUGGCCGGCUGCCCUGAGGAAGCUGCUACGGUGUGGGAGUCUCUGAGACAAGAAUCCAAAAAGAUGCAGUUUUCUGGAAACCUGUAUGAGAUGUGCUCCAGUCGUAGCCAAUCAGCAGCUGCCUCUGAUUCCCAAAGCCCAGAUGAGACCAAUCAGGAGUCGUUAAAGGGACGCGCUAGUCAUAAAAGUCUGACCUUUCUGACCUUCUGUUUGCCUGCGCUACUACUGUUUCCAUGGAUAUAAUCGCAUCUCAAGACUCAUCUCAGAGUUCAAAUAUCCAGCACAUAUAGACAACGAUACUGACUGCUUUUGUUCUGACAUUUUCAUACAGAUCUCAUGUAGUACGAUAAGAUUCAUUUUAUGCUUCUAAUGAAGCUGUUCAGAACAAAAAGAAUGUUGUUUCCACACAAAGGACACGUUUUCAGGUCCAAAACGCUUACUUUUAAUCAUUUAUUUGUUUAAUUAUGACCAAAAAAAAUUCUUAAAAUCUUAAAGCUAGGGUAGGCACUGUUUUUCAAAAACACUUUUUGUUGUACUGGUUGAAACUCUCUUCACAUCCUAAUAGCAAUCAAUAGUAGAAGGUCUAAAUAUUAAAAAAUGUACAUAUAUCUUCUGUGGAAGUCUCAGGACCAAAAAAUGUCCAAAUUCAGUAAUAGGAUGUCCUACCUUCUGUAGGCAUACCUCCGCGCACCCUGCUGGCAUAGACAUCAAACAUUAUCAUUCCACAAACAUUAGCCACCUUUUAAAGGGAUAGUUAACCCAAAAACGAAAAUUCUGUCCAAAAAGAUCUGCUUGGUUACACACAUUUUUCUAAAUAUCUUUCUUUUGUGUACAGCAGAACAAAGAAAUUUAUACAGGUUUGGAACAACUUGAGGGGGAGUAAAUGAUGACAGAAUUUUCAUAUAUGGGUGAACUAUCCCUUUAAUAGUUUCUCCUGAACCAGAGCUCUUUAAAGGCACAAUAUGUAAGAUUUUUGGAUUAAAAUAUCCAAAAACCACUAGAACAAUGUUAUAUAUUUUGUUGACUUGUGUACUUCCAUUAUUCCAAAUGUUUCCAAGAAUGUUUAAAUCCAGAGAAAUAAGCAAUUUUAAUCAGGACACGGACCGUGUCCAUGUGUCGCCUAUCAAUGACAUCAUACCCGCGUUAUCCUCGAUUUCCGGUUUUAUUUUGAAGAAACCAUAGAAACACCAAAGACGCUUUAGGAUAUUAUGUUUUAAACAGGUGAGCAACUGUUUGGAUGGAUACAUUCAUUGACAGAAAACUAGUCGUUGUUAUAUAGCUAAACACAGCAAGUCUUAUUGUUUAAAUCUCAUUUUCUUGAUUUACUGCGAGUACCAUGUUUUACCAUGCCUAAUAUCGAUCUAGCUUACUGCAUUGUGCAACAAGUGUCUCAUAGCAGCCGCCAAGUGAACGCAGAGUAUCACUAUAACCAGAGGUGUAAAGUACUUGAGUAAAUGUAAUUAGUUACUGUAUUUAUGUAUCUUUUUGGCUACUUUGUAGUUGUACUGAGUAUCAAAGAUAUUGGCAACUUUUACUCUCUACUUGACUAUAUUUUUGAGCAAGUAAAUCUACUUUUUACUCCACUACAUUUGUGAUGAGUAAUGCAAUUACAAAUUACAUUUUUCAUGGCACCUAACUUUUUCAGAAGCAGUUGUUUUUGAUAUAAAGAAGCAAUAUUGCCAUAUAAGGGCAUUGAAGGUACUAUAUCUUGUGCGUUUUGCCUUUACUCACCCAAACGGUAACACUUUAUAAUAACUACAUGCUAUGAAGCAUUAGUUAAGCAUUAGUAAAUAGUCAAUUCAUCAUUUAUAAAGCAUUAAUAGACAUUAAGCAGUUUAUAAUACACCUAUAAAUGCAUUAUUCUUGAUUUUUAAGCAUAUCUAUAAUGUGUUUAAUUGUAUUUUCAUACUUUAUUAAUGAUCAAUUUAUCAUUUCUAAAUGAUAAAAAUACAAUUAUUAAACACAUUAUAGAUAAGCUUAUAAAUCAAGAACAAAGCAUUUAUAGGUGUAUUUAUAAACUGCUUAAUAAUGUCUAUUAUUGCUUUAUAAAUGAUGAAUUGACUAUUUACUAAUGCUUAACUAAUGCUUCAUAGCAUGAGUUAUUAUAAAGUGUUACCACAUUGUUUUAUUUAUCCGCUAUAUUGACAAGACCUUUUUGAAGGAUAUUGGUUUACUUGUGACCUUUUUGUGCACUUGAGCUUAACUGAGACUUGAGAGUUUGUAGACAUUUAAAAGGUUGUUGUGUCGACCUUGAUUUAUUGCAAUGUUGAAAAUAAACUUGAUUUCUCAUCUUACAAAUCAAUUGUUUCUUAUUUUCACCGGCAUGUCUCUCAGGUGUUGCGGACUAGUGGAACUCUGAGCCUACAUUCAGCAUGAGUAAAAUACUUAAGUACUGUUAAAAUCAGAUACUCUAAGACUUUUACUCAAGUCGUAUUGGCACUGGUUACUUGUAACUUGUAGUCGAGUCAUUUUCGAUGUAAGGUAUCUGUACUUUUACUCAAGUAUGGUUUUCAGGUACUCUUUACACCUCUGACUAUAACAACUUUCAACACACAAAUGUAUCUAAUACGAUAAAACAGCACUUCUUUACCCCACAUACGCUUGACCGGAAGAAGCGGAAGCAGCGACUGCAGCAUAAUAAAAGUUCCGCUGCUCUCGAUCCGUGUGUCGCGCUCAUCUCUAAUUAGCAAUCGCUCCAGCGGCCUAAUUUCUGCUCGACAGCACUCGGCCCUGCUCUGCUUCAUACUACUGUAACAUUCAUAAUCUAAUCCAUAAACAUGAUUUCUGGCCUAGUCCCAUCCCGGUUCUUUUCCACCGGCUGUGAGGUGAAGACAACACCUCCCAUGAUUCCGUGAAAUCAAGGCGUCAUUAAACUACGCCUUUGUUUUGAAUAAGCGACCUCUAGUGGCGAAAAUUUACAUAUUGUGCCUUUAAGUUAUUUACGUUCAUUAUUAUUGUAAUGUUAUGUUCUAUGUAAUUUUACGCCGUCUUUCAUGACGCUUUGCAGACUCUGCUUCGGCAGUGCGCGUUCAUGUGUUUUGGAAGAGGCGUGGCUUUGGAGCGCGCUCUGAAGGAAGGGGGGUGGGAUCUUAUGCUUUCAAAGCUAGCUUGCUAGUGCUAGCCUUUCCGAAAUUGCCUACCCUAGCUUUAAAAUAGCAAACUUAAUUUUAAGCACAAUCAUGGCACAAUUCAAAUGUCCAUAGGAGGACCAAAAUGCACCUCAAAUGACUCCAGGCCUGAUGAGGACAAAUCGAAGAUGCCGAAAGACAUUUCCAAAUAUUCGAACCCCUUCAUCUAGGAGGAAAUUAAAUGAAGGUAUACUGAAAUCACAUUGAUGAGCAAUGAGUAUGAAAGUAAUGUAAAGAGCCCUCAAAAAUGUUAUUUCACCCUGUAGUGUAAUCCUCUUUUGUAGGAUCCUGAGAGGAUUAAGUUUAAGGAUUACACCUAAUAAAAGUUAAUCUAAGCAACACGGCUCACCUAAAGGCUUUGCCUGGGAACAGACUUGUCAGACUUUGUUGUCUGUAGUCUGAAUGCCUUUGGGUGACGGUUUAAACCCAAAUAAUUAUUGACAGGUUCAUUGAUUCAGUUUACCAAAUAGCACAGCAUUACGCUUCAAGGUGUUUUUGUACUAGUCUGUAUCUGUAUGGAACUGCUGUUCAUUUGGUGUUGGUCAGAGUAAUGUGUAUAUAUUGUAUAGUCUUACAUUACACAUUCCUCAUAGCUACUUUUUUAUUUUUUCAGAUAUAUGUAUUUGUAAUGACACACAAAAUGAUGGAUUAGCUUAAAAAAAUCACUUCAUGAUGGAAAUAUAUUGUAAAUAUGACCGAUAUGCUGUAAAGAAGAGCUUAUUUGAAUGAGUAUAUUAUAUGAAACACAUUAUCAUUAAGUGCAUAAUUAACAGAUGAGGCAAAUCAAUGGAGGUGAACAUAUUAACAUCAAUUAGAUCAAAUAGUGUAUGAUUAUCACCAUAAAUAUGAGCAUACAGUGUAUUUCUGUGGAUACAUGACUUUGUGUGUAAAGCAAGGGAGGUUUUUCCCCAGAUCAGCUUUCAUUACCUCCAUUCAACACUGUGCUCUGCUCCGCUCAGCGGAUUCUUCAGUCAAUGUGAUUUAUGUUUAAUUUUUAGGCUUAAUUGGCAAUCAAUCAUGUUUGCCAAUGCAGUGAACUUAUUAAGGAGGGCAAAAGCCAUUUAUUUAGUCUGAAAAAAAAAUUAAUAGGGGAGGACUGCCACUUAUGCCUCAAAUUUUGCUUUUAUGUAGUAAACUGACUAUCAGCACAUGCUUUUCUUUGUUAUAAGUCAAAUUUCACUAUUGUCAUAACCAGUCAAUGUAGUACAAUCUAAUGAAUAUAUGUCUAAAUAAUAUAGUAAGGGCUAAUAUGUACAGAUUUUAUGUGUACAUCACUCCUUGCUACAUAGUUUUCAUUAAUGCCUCCCUUAUUUAUAAUCUUUGGCCAUUAUAUAUACAAUAUUUGGAGGCUGUUAUAAUUUGCUUGGCAGAUGAAUUUUAUGAAUCGCAUGUUAAAAAAAAAAAAAGAGUGUUUUCUCCUUUUAUUUUGAAAUCUUAUUAUAUAUUGCUGAUCGCUCACUCAUUUUAAGCUGUGCCCUGCUCACUACAAAGAAAAUUAAAAAACAUUAAUUGUCUUUUAAAAAAAAAUGAUCUCACAUUGUUGAAGGUGUUUGAAAGAAAACUUUUUCUGUCUGUCAACACAAUUAUUUUCUACAUACCAGUAUAUUCUAUACAUUAUAUAAAUAAAACUAUUGCUAUACAUAAAUAAAAGGUGCUGGUCAACUA